Molecule: messenger RNA, 816 nt
Organism: Racocetra persica
Lineage: Eukaryota; Fungi; Glomeromycota; Glomeromycetes; Diversisporales; Gigasporaceae
Source: the annotation of a GenBank genome assembly
AUGACUAAACACAAUGGCAGGUUAUAUGUUUGUGAUUAUUGUGUAAGCCACCGAACCCACAACCCCAAGAUUGAUGCUCAGCAUAUGAAAGAUUGUGAAGGAAUUAAUAUUCCAGUCCAAAGAACAGUAAUGCUAUUGGUAGGCAAGAAUAUAUAUAAAUUUAGACGAUAUGAACGAAUGUUAGAUGCGCCUUUUAUUUGCAUAGCAGAUGCUGAAACUCUCUCCACUCUGAUAGAAAAAAAUCAAGGAUCGAGAACGAAAGCAAUCCAAGAACAUAAAGUUAUAUCAUUUGAUUAUAUGAUUAGGUAUAGUAAUAGCAAAACCAAAGCAACAGUAAAAAUUAGAGAUGAUGAUCCUGCUAGAGAAUUUAUUAAAGCAAUAGAAAAAGAAGUAGAACAAUGUCAAAACUUUCUCGGAGGAGGUCAUAUAAUACAAAAUUCUGCGAAGAAAUUAAUCAAAAUGCUGCAAUCAGGAAUAAUAUCAGAAGAGAUAGCAGAAGAUAAUAUUUCCAGUAUUAAUAUAUUUCAAUCAUGGGAAUUAGGUAAAAUUAAUCUCAAUUUCAGUAAAGAAUAUGAAAAAUUAAUUCUUCUUAAAUAUUACUUAAAAGGUCUUUACCAAGCUCAUAAAAGAGAUCCUCUUGGAGUAGAUAUAGGAAUAAUAUACCAUUUAGCAAAUACAAUUUAUUGUAGGCUCCGAUGGUCUGGAGAACCAAUGAAAAAAUUAACUACUCAAGAAGAAAAAAUGUAUAAUUCGGCUAAAGAAUGUUGGAUAUGUGAAAAGCCAUUUGGAAAAGAAGAUAAUCUUAAAAAAGUUUAA